CUAGAACGUCGGAUACGUGUUGCCUCCGGCUGGCUAGUCAAUAUUUUGUGUAGCGUCGCGCCGGAUGCCGAUCACGACGCAGCUGCGCGCGUUACGCCAAUCUCCGCGAAAUCUGUCAUUCGCGAUCGACUCCGCGACCCCCUUUGCACUCGUCUCGACACCUCGUCGAGACGGAAAUCUGGGAUUAACCCUCGCACUCGCGGAGUUUGUCGUGCGAGAAAAGUUCAACGAUGUAUAUUGAGAUGUUUAUGGUUUGUAAGCUGCUGCGUGUAUCCGGUCGAAUUAGAAAAAUUCGCGCGAGGUGCAUUCAGAGAAAAAUUAUUUUUAGUUAAUAUAUUUCUUAAAUCUUCCUUGGAUUGAAGUCACUAAAUUGAUCGGAAUUCUUUAAGACUUCUCACGUACUCCACCUCCUAUACGCUUCACCACAUUCUUCUCUGCACAACCUCGAUACUUUCGUGACAAGUGACUUAACUGCCGCUAAAUCUAAUUCGGAGACACUUAACUGGCUGUGAGAAGUUAGAAGAGGAAGGAAAAAUUGCGAAAACCGUUGGCACACAUUAAUAUACCUUUUCCAGCCAGCUCGAGAAUGUAUACAAUGAGUUCGGCUUCGACCGGUGGUACGGAGGGGUCCAGUCCUGCCUCUAGCCCUGCCUCGGCUGCGAGUCUCACGAUGGCGCCGAAAUACGGUACGGUAGUACCGAACCGUGUUUUCGUAGGCGGCAUCUCGGCUAGCACCAGCGAAGCGGAGCUCGCGCAGCUUUUCUCGGCCUACGGCAAUGUCAAGGCCACGAAAAUCAUCUCGGAUCGCGCCGGCGUGUCAAAGGGCUACGGCUUCGUCACCUUCGAAACGGAGGAAGAAGCCAAGCGACUCCAGCAGGAGGCCGAAUGCAUUAUCCUGAGAGAAAGGAAGCUUAAUAUAGCGCCCGCGAUCAAGAAGCAGCCCUUUUCUAGAUCCUUCGAAGGUAGUACCGGUUCGCCCCCUUCCGUGCCUACAAGUACUUACUAUUAUGCGAACGGUAUGGGUCUCGCUUAUCAGAACGGCAUGGCGUUCUAUAACACAGCAGCUCCCGCUCCAGCUACUUCCAUCGCUCCCCCUACGGAUCCAGGAACGAUUUAUCAAGCUACAGGAGUCUUUGGUCCUCAAGCUGCUACCGGCCAUCAAACAUUCACUCCUGUGAUGUAUCCAUGUCCGGCCCCGUCUCUGUACAUGCCGCAGCAAUAUCAGUAUUCGCCUAUACAGUACGAACCGUACUACGCAGGAGCGACCGCCGCCGGAGCUCCCCAGUAUUUGUACGCCACCACCGGCAGUUCGCCGAGCAAUACGAGCAGCGGUGGCAACAGUUCCGGCAGCAACGGCAAUAACGGCACAGGAGCAACCAGUCCGCCGACGGGUCCGCCACCUCCUCUACCCCCGCCGCAUCCGACACACUAUUACGCCCCUGCUGCACCGCCGCCGCAUCAUCAUCAACCUGUGCAAGCGCCGCCACCGCCUACGCAGGUCGAUCAUCUCUAUUACCCCUUCGGGGCCGGACCGCAUCACGCUCCGCCGCCACAUGCGCCUAUAGGACUCACCGAGCAACAACAGCUGCUGUUGUAUGCCACGGAUGCCGCAUCGUGCCAGCAAACCUCGGCGUCCGACGGCCAGGCUGCUCCGCAGGAGGAUUCACGUUCGACGGCGAACCACUCGGAGCAACCGCACGGUGAAGCGCAACAGGGCGCUUCAGGCUCGCCGGCAACACCUCUGGUGCCCCUAAUGCCCGUGAAAUUCCCCGUGUCCGGUCGUUACCACACUAAUUACCAUCCGAUCGCAUUGCACACGCCGCACGGCGCUCAGAACGAUAGCGAGGACUGCGCCGCCAGUCCGAUGCAUUGUCGCGCUAUCCUCUACCAUCCGACCGUGUACAUUCCGCAUACACACGCGCCGCCGCCGCCGCCGCCGCCGUACACACACCACAACGCAUCCGGCGCUAGUCUACUGCCAACGCCGUAUCCGGCUUCGCCGCAUCAGUCCGCCUACGACACCAACAACACGAAGACGCACGGUCACAACUCCAGAGACUGCGGCGGCAAUAAUAAGUACGGUAACAACUCGCGCGGUCAGAAUCACGGCUACUCGUCGGCACACCAGAACACGCACGCCAAGUCGCAGAACGCGCAGGGCGGCGUGCAGUCACACAAUAACAACAAGUGCGGCGGUAACGCGGCGGAUGGGUCGCACAAGUAUCCGGCGAUAGCGAUGUCAUCGCGACUGCCGGUGCAGUACAAUAGACGGACGACUGGAUCGAACGUGGGCUCGUCGGCGCUCCUCAGAUCCGGCUACGGCUCGGGCCAGGCCGCGCACAGGGUCAAUCACACCGGGGCGUCCAAUUACGGCUCGCAGAAGCCGAGCAGCCACGGCUACGAGCACGCGACGAACGGGCGCGCGAAAAACUGCUGCGAUGAUCAGUACUACGAGAUCGGCGGCGCGCCGGGCAGCAGCAACAAAUCGGGCGGCGGUUACGGCUCGGGUCGUAGAAACUGCCUGUCGAAUAACAACCACUACAGAGGAGGCGCCGCCCGGUUGGACGUGCACGGGGGGAGCGACAGCAACGGCCGGCCUAACAACGACGCUCCUCAGAGCUCCGACAGCGCCGUCGGCGCAACGUCUCCAACCGAGCGGGCAAACGCGGACACGCCGAGCGCUCAGGAGAAGCCGACAAGCCCACCGCCAGCUCCGUACUCACCCAUGACACGGCCUCUUCCAACUCUCUCACCACCCACCCCUCAGGUCCAGUUUUACGCUCCGGCCCAGAAUCGUUAUCAGCCACCCUCCAUGCCCCCGUCCCAACAACAACAGCAGCAGCAGCAGCAGCAGCAGCAGCAGCCCGCCAACGGACAGCGUAGCCGGUAUUCCGUCGGCCAGACGUUAUCGUCCACCAAUCGGAAGCCGUCCGACAAGUACUCGAACGCUGCCGGCUCGCAGACGACGAUGCUGCGGCAGUCCAAGUACAAGGUGAACGGCAUAAUACAAACCGCGUCCACGGGCAAGCUCGCCGACGACGGUCUUGGAGGCGCGGGCGACGGUCCCGGCAGACUGCCGAUUACGCCACCCGGCACACCGCGAACGGGCGGUCAUCCGGCGGCCGGUGAUCAGAAUCAGUUAAGCGACACGUGCCAUCAGAUGCAGACGCUGACUUUGUAGACGCUUCCCACCCAGCUCCCUCUUCUUUUUUUUUCUUCACCCACUUUGUUGUCUUCUUACCGAGAGUAUAUUUAAAUAUAUAUAUAUCUAUAUAUAUAUAUAUAUAUAUAUAUAUAUAUC
Messenger RNA from Linepithema humile (Argentine ant), 3301 nucleotides. RefSeq lists its product as uncharacterized. Gene Ontology annotation, molecular function: mRNA 3'-UTR binding; translation activator activity. Gene Ontology annotation, biological process: 3'-UTR-mediated mRNA stabilization; positive regulation of translational initiation. NCBI's taxonomy places the organism in Eukaryota, Metazoa, Arthropoda, Insecta, Hymenoptera, Formicidae. The record is from RefSeq and is a predicted model, not a curated record. Gene Ontology annotation, cellular component: cytoplasm.